AUGCCACCUAAGAAAAAACCAAAGCUGGCUGAUGUCCAAGCCGAAUCUGUGCAGCCGGCCGCCGAUACACCUGCCAGUGAGGGUGCGGGCAAGCCAGAAAAUGGGCACGACUUGGUGUCGGAUCCCUGGACUGACGAGCAGGAGACAGCUCUGCUGAAGGGGAUUAUCAAAUGGAAGCCAGUUGCUCGGAACACUCUACAACCUGCCUGCGCUCGAUGA
Molecule: messenger RNA, 219 nt
Organism: Aspergillus fumigatus Af293
Lineage: Eukaryota; Fungi; Ascomycota; Eurotiomycetes; Eurotiales; Aspergillaceae
Source: RefSeq, a predicted model, not a curated record